Hirsutella rhossiliensis is the source of this 810-nucleotide messenger RNA. RefSeq lists its product as uncharacterized. The transcript has a single exon. The record is from RefSeq and is a predicted model, not a curated record. Bases 1 to 810 code for a protein of 269 amino acids. Lineage: Eukaryota; Fungi; Ascomycota; Sordariomycetes; Hypocreales; Ophiocordycipitaceae.
AUGGACCGUGGCAAGAAGCGCAAGCCGAUGACUUGGCCGAAGUGGAACGGUCAACCCGAGUCCUUCCACUUCUACCUCGACCGUCUGGUAUUUAAGUACAAUACCGACGAAGAGGAGGGCCUAAACGGCAAUAACAACGUCGUGUGGUACGAGAUCCUGCAGACCUUGCCGGAUCAGAUGAUGAGGAGAGUCGAGGGUUUUUGGAGGCAAGAGAGCGCGAAGGGCAACACAGACCCCCGGAAAUUCUUCUCGCACCUAGCCCAGACGUUCGGCAGCGUGCAGCAGACAGAGAGGGCGCAGGACAGGCUGCGCACCCUCAUUCAACGAGACAGCCAAGAGUUUGGGAAGUUCCUCCCUGAAUUCGAGGAAACAUUGACCAAAGCGGGCGGCGCGAGCUGGGAUAAUGCUUCCAAGCUCGCAUGGCUACGGAACUCGAUCUCUCCUGCUCUCCGUGAGCAACUAGUCCCGGUUAUCAUGCCGAAGGACUACAACGAGUACAUCCAACGUCUACACCCGAUUGCUUGGGCGUUCGAGCACACCGCGAAGUUUAAGGCGUUGCAGAGGAAGCAGGGCUCCCGCGGGCAACGUGACCAAGGGCAGGCAUCAGGCAUCGGCAACAUCCAGGUCGCCGGUAACGACAACACCCCGGCACCGUCAGCAACGUUACCCGCCGAGCAGAACGCACGUGACGCACGCGACCAUGACGGCGACGUAAUAAUGACGGUUACACGCACUCAGGGCAGGGUCAGAGAGGACGGGCGAACGGCCAGGGUCAAGUGGAACGAGCAAGACGGUUCGCUUCCAGCCUAG